GAAUCAUGCUUGGGGUGUGAUGUGUAGUAAUGUCUUAGUUUGUGAAGAGUAAACUGAAGUAAACUUUUGUCAGCAUUAACGAAAAAAAUAUUCUUAAGUUUGUGAAUUAUGAGACUGUGUUAUAAAAGAUAUUGUUGGAUUCAUUAAUUUUCGUUCAAAUGGAAGCCAUCCAAACAGAUACUAUCUUAAAUAUGGAAGAGUAUAAUUUUAAUGCGCCUAUUAAUGUAAAGAUAAUUUAUGAUGACGAUGAAGAAACAAGUGAAGGCAUAAUGACGCAGAACAAAAAUGCCCAAGUUGAAAGAAGGCAAUGGGGAAAUAUGUCAUAUACUACUGUAGGAAGUAAUUUAGGUGAACAAGCGCAAGUAGAAGCAUUUAAAGGAAUCAAUAGUAUUGUUCAUAGUGACACUUUAAAAGUAGUCAUAGAAAACAUGGCUGCUAUUAUAGGGGCUCGAUUCAAGUUCCAACAAGUUUAUAAAACACUAAGCACAGCAGAGGUACAGAGGUUUAAAAGUAAAUAUAUAGAAAUGAAAUAUUUGCUUUUUAAAAGAUCCAUGACGGUAGCAAAAUCAUUACUUUUACCGCAAAAAAGUAAUGAAAUCUUCACCGAGACUAUUGUAGUGGAAAUUUUACAGAAAGCAAAGGUAAAUAAUAACAUGUAUUCUAUUGUUAGAUUGCUUUAUACUGAUUUAAUAGCAUGGACAGAAGCUCAAUUAGGAAGAGAGGAAAAAGACGUUGAAGCACCAAAAAACCUAGGAUUGGAUAUGAUGCAAUCAAAUUUAAAUUCUGGUCUUAGAAAAAGAAGUCAUACAUCCACUGAAGAUACAAAUGCUUUAAGAGAAAUGCUUAGAAAAAAAAUUUGCCAAAUUGAAACACAAAGCACCGAAGGAGGAAAUAGCUGUCCUUCAUUUGUCAGUAAUCUUAGUAGUAUGGUAUAUUCUCCACCAAAUUUGACAACAUACCACAAUCCUCAUGAAAAUUAUUUGAAUGAAAUCAACGGUUUAAAUCCUCUAAGUAUGCAAGAACAACAAUAUUAUUUAAGUAUCAGAGGUCAUUCAACAAUUGAGUAUCAAAAAACGAUGCAAACAAAUAUUUCACAAAGUUCAGUAGAUAAUUCUUCACAUUUAGAAAAAAAUAGAUACGACGGUCAAGAUGUAUCUCGAAGUUCCAUUUCAAGAGAUAGCGGCUUUACGAGUCCGGAUAUAUUAUUUUCUCCACAAGAAUCAACGAACACAAAUUACCAAGAUCCAUCACCUUGGCCGACGUCCACAUCAACACAAAACACGCCAAUACCAAACAUUUCAAGUAACAGGAGAGUAGGUUGGUGCCAAGUAUGCGGAAAACAAACGGAUCUACUAUGCUUGGGUUGUUUUAAAUAUUUCUAUUGCAGCUUCGUGUGUCAGAAUAUACAUUGGACUACCCACAGAUUAAGGUGCCAAAACAGUCCCACAAGUAACGCUCUCGCUUCCAACUAUGAAAACAUUAGAUGAUUUACUUUAAAAUUCAUUGUUUUUGGGUUAGAGUUUAUA
Messenger RNA from Papilio machaon (common yellow swallowtail), 1526 nucleotides. RefSeq lists its product as uncharacterized. The record is from RefSeq and is a predicted model, not a curated record. Bases 159 to 1487 code for a protein of 442 amino acids. The transcript is spliced from 4 exons. NCBI's taxonomy places the organism in Eukaryota, Metazoa, Arthropoda, Insecta, Lepidoptera, Papilionidae.